Molecule: messenger RNA, 1045 nt
Organism: Trifolium pratense (red clover)
Lineage: Eukaryota; Viridiplantae; Streptophyta; Magnoliopsida; Fabales; Fabaceae
Exons: 3
Coding region: 100-801 (233 amino acids)
Source: RefSeq, a predicted model, not a curated record
UGAUGUACUAGUAAUUAGAUAAUCUCAUUCUUUAACACACUUUCUUCAUUCUCUCGCUCUCUCUAAUACUGACACAUCAUCAUCACACUCCAACUGAAAAUGGCGGAGGAGAAUUCCAAUUCCAACGGCAACACCGUCUACGUGGAACACCAAAACGAACAAGAACAACUCGAUAACUUGAAGCACAGUAAACCUAAACCAGUAACAUCACAAACCUUGCCUCAAGUCCUUAACCGUCUCGUUUCCGCCAUUCUCUUUCCAGAACCGGCUAACGAUAAUUCGUUACUUCACCGGAUCAAAAUUUCCGUCGCCGAUAAUACUCCUCUUCUUCCAGAAGCUUCUAAAAACUCCGCGAACGAUGUUAUCAUAUGGACUCGCCGCGGAAGUCCCCUCCGCGCUCUCCUCGUUAUCUCUGUUGGGACAGUAUCUUUUGUUUCUCUUACAGGACUGCUUGUAUUUACGCUUUUCUUUCUGGCUGCAACCAUAAAUGCCAUUGUCAUAUCGCUGCUGAUGUCUUUGGCUGCAGCUGGAGGGUUCUUGGCUCUUUUCUUUGUAUGUGCUACUGCUAUAUACAUUGGAUCACUAUCAAUAGCUAUAUUUGUGAUUUCUGUUACUACAUUUUGGACAAUUGUGGCUAUUCUGAUUAUCUCAGGCUGGAUUGGAUUCUUCUAUACCGUGUGGCUGAUAACGAGAAAGAGCUUCGGGUUUGCUAAGCACUCACUGAGCGUGACAGGUUCUGCAAUCACAUCUUACUCUACUUCUCGGGCAACCCGUCACCUAGUACAUACAGAUUCAAAUUAGGGGAGAAGCAGUUAAGCACAAAUAGAAGCUUAUGUACAAAUAUUUAGUUACAUUUGCAUGUUUUUACAUUAUACAAAACUUAUAUUGACUAGUAAGAUGCCUGUAUCUAGAUCUUUCACAGUUUGGUUUCAGUGCGUAUCUUUUGUUUUUUACUUGUGCACUGGCAUAUAUUUUCAUCAAUAAUCCAGGUUAUUGUGUGCUGUGUUUGAAGUUUGAUGUUAAUAUAAGUGACUUUUCUUCUUUA